GUGUCUAUGGGAGACACACCCAGUUAAGUAAGCCGGAACUGACAAAUAUUCAAUGUUAAAAAGGCCUGACUAAAUAGUCUUUAUUUAUCGACCAUCUUUGGUCUCGACUCUAUGUGGAAAGGUGGUUACUGGACUGUCAAACACUGUCCCGAUUUCUUACUGUUUGUUGGUAGUUACAGUCUUGUUCGGUAGCGCUCUCUACAUCCACCAAGCACAUUUGAGUCGAAGAAGUCUAGCCAGUCUUGUUUUGUAAGGGCGAAGUUGCUCUCUGCAUUGCAGCCUAGUGCUGCUGAUGGAAUUCAAACACACAAUGGCGACUCCCAGCCCCAACAACUCAACAACAUCUACCAGCCACAACAGCAAUAACGCAGGAUCUACAGGCUCACAUCACCACCAAUCCCAGUCGCAACACAUAACAACAAUGAGCAGUAUGCAAGAAUCCAACACGUGCUGGAGAUGUCAGAGUGAAACAGGGUUUCAGAUAAACCUGUCUGGAGCUCCCCCAAGUAAACGCAAAGCACUGAAGUUAAAUUUUGCCAAUCCCCCAAUUAAACCAACGACCAGAUUCACUCUGAAUACAGCAGGACCCCCAUUCCAGAACCCCCACAUAGAGAGGCUGCGUACGCAUAGUAUCGAGUCGUCAGGGAGGUUGAAGACCGCUGGUGGCGAUUGUGACUUCACGGCUGAGGACCUCAAGGACCUGGGGGAGAUUGGGCGGGGAGCUUACGGCUCUGUCAACAAGAUGGUGCACAAGCCCAGCAACCAGAUAAUGGCUGUCAAGAGGAUUAGGUCAACGGUUGAUGAGAAGGAACAGAAGCAGCUGCUAAUGGACCUGGAUGUGGUCAUGAGGAGUAGUGACUGUCUCUACAUAGUUCAGUUUUACGGGGCUCUUUUCAGAGAGGGGGACUGUUGGAUAUGUAUGGAACUUAUGUCUACCUCCUUCGACAAAUUCUACAAAUAUGUAUAUUGUGCUUUAGAUGAUGUGAUUCCAGAGGAAAUAUUAGGCAAAAUAACAUUAGCUACUGUGAAAGCACUUAACCACUUAAAAGAAUACUUGAAAAUAAUUCACAGAGACAUCAAGCCAUCCAACAUCCUCCUGGACAGGAAUGGCAACAUUAAGCUUUGUGAUUUUGGCAUCAGUGGGCAGCUGGUGGACUCCAUUGCCAAAACCAGAGAUGCAGGGUGCAGACCGUACAUGGCACCUGAGAGGAUAGACCCAAGUGCCUCCAGACAAGGCUAUGACGUCCGGUCAGACGUAUGGAGUUUGGGGAUAACACUGUACGAGCUGGCGACUGGGCGGUUUCCCUACCCAAAGUGGAACAGUGUGUUUGACCAGUUGACACAGGUGGUGAAGGGAGAACCUCCACAGCUUACCAACUCAGAAGACAGGCAGUUCUCCCCCAAAUUCAUCAACUUUGUCAAUCUGUGCCUUACAAAGGAUGAGUCAAAAAGGCCAAAGUACAAAGAGCUUCUGAAACAUGCUUUCAUUCUGAUGUAUGAGGAGCGCUCGGUGGAUGUUGCCAGUUACGUCUGCAGAAUCCUGGAUCAGAUGCCUACUUCUCCCAGCUCCCCCAUGUACGUUGACUGACUGUAGAACAAGUAAUAACGGAAGCCUGGAACAACAACAACAAAACAAUGACCUAAAGAGUUGCUUCAUCCCAUACUGCAGUGUUAAACUAAGACAGGAAAUGUACAAACUAAAACACCACGUGUACUAAGACUGGUGAUCAGUCACGUCUGUAUGAUAUCAACAUUCUCACACUUUUCUCUAUCCUACACACACACUUACAUGUAAGUACAACUAGUAACUGAAUGAAUAUACCAUGGUCUUGGUUCAUCUCGAUGUGAGACCAUCUCUAAUGUGGAUACAGUACAGUGAUUUAACAUCUGGAAAUGUAUUUAUAGUGUUUAAUCACUUGUGGAAUAUAUGAUUUGGAGAUACUGGAAUCAUGCUCUUUGAAUCUUCCCACCUCUUCCAUGUAUGUGACUUUAAGAAUUGUGGUUGGUAUCUUAAAUGAAACCUUGCUUCUUAUGUGUAAAGCAAUUUAAAACGUAACAGCAUUGAUGGACAGGAUCAUGUGGCCUCCAUCCAAUGUUGUGAGGGUGCUGCCGUCACUGUGCAAUGGACUUUGUGCUGAAAUAUAAAUAGAGAAAUAAUUGUGCUUUGCAGAGUAACUAAAUGUCUCAUCUAUUUGAGCUUAAAAUGAGCUUAUGAAAUUUAAGGAUGAUGUAUCAAUUUAUUUUAUCUUUCAUCUGACUGUGAAAAUAUGAGUGUACAUUUUUAGCUUGGUGUCACAGAAAAAUGUACGAACUAUCCAACAAAUAAAACCUGUACAGGGAUUUGC
Molecule: messenger RNA, 2345 nt
Organism: Salvelinus sp. IW2-2015
Lineage: Eukaryota; Metazoa; Chordata; Actinopteri; Salmoniformes; Salmonidae
Product: dual specificity mitogen-activated protein kinase kinase 4
Biological process (GO): protein phosphorylation; MAPK cascade
Molecular function (GO): ATP binding; JUN kinase kinase activity
Source: RefSeq, a predicted model, not a curated record